UAUUUGUGAUUGUGGUCUCUCACAACAUUCAUUCAUAUCUCAAGUACUGACUCUUCCUCAUGGGUCAAGCAAGAAACAAUAUUCUCAUCAAAAUGUUACUCUUUCUUCUCAAUCUACUCAGAAUCAAGCUACACUACUCAUCCAAACGCGUUCAAUAUCAAAAGGACAAGAUUGAUCAUGAUCCUGAUCACCGGCCCGAGAUGAAUAGUUUGCCAGCAGCAGCUCCAGCUCCUUCGCCUUGGUGGUUGGUACCAUUACCCGUCCACUGCAUAGCUGAAUCCGUGAAGAACCAACUGCCAGUGGUGCAAUACGGGGACUUUCUCAAGAUCAAAACAGGCCAAGCAGAAGCAGAAGCAGAAGAUGACUCCAACAACAACGAUCAUAUGUGUAUUGUGUGCAUGAAUAGCAUGGAAGGUAGCCAAGGGGUCAGAAAACUCUGCAAUUGUUCACAUGCUUUUCACAAAGAGUGCUUAGAUGUUUGGAUCGACGAGGGUCAGCUCACAUGUCCUCUCUGUAGAUCUGACCUAUUGCCUAAUUCCACAUCAAAAUCAAAUCAUCAUCAUCAUCACCAUAAGGAGAUGGGAGAAUUUAUUAGAGAGGAUCCAUGGAGGGUAGAGAGGAUGAUUUACUUGUUUGGUGAGGAUGAGCUAGCCUAAGCUUAUAGCUAUAGCACCAAAAC
This is a messenger RNA of Prunus avium (sweet cherry), 679 nucleotides long. RefSeq names its product E3 ubiquitin-protein ligase ATL15-like. Lineage: Eukaryota; Viridiplantae; Streptophyta; Magnoliopsida; Rosales; Rosaceae. The record is from RefSeq and is a predicted model, not a curated record. Gene Ontology annotation, molecular function: ubiquitin protein ligase activity. Gene Ontology annotation, biological process: protein ubiquitination.